GUUUCCUCUCACAGUACGAGAUGUGUGAAUGAUCACUAUAGCAGAUAUUAUUCAUCUGGAUCAGAUCAUGAAGAUCAUACAGCUGCAGAUCUAUCUGUUCAUGUUGUAUCAAGCCUCAGAGAGUCUAACAAACACACCAGUAACUUUAGGAUCUGAUGUGAAUAUAACCUGUGAUCUUGAUAUAGAGGAGAUUUACUGGUACAAACUGAAAUUACCGGAUCCUCCAGUGUUGAUUUUACGCACUUUCAGCAACACAUAUGAAGGAGGUAAAUAUGAAAACAUCGCCUAUAAACACAAAUACUCAGUGAAAACUAACAGUCGUCUGUUCAUCAAGAAUAUCACCAUUGAUGAAUUAGGAGUUUAUUAUUGUGUGAAAACUAGUGAACCACCAAAAAUCAGCAACGGCACCAAAAUCUACAUCAGCGACUUUGUCCAAAAGAAUAUUACAGACUCGGUCGACAGGAAUCAGACAGAAGACGCUCCACAACAGCAGAUACCAUGGAGAAAUAUGACCAUCUUAUCUGUCCUCCUGAAUGUGCUUCUGAUCAUUGCAUUAAUAGGUGUGGUGAAGAACUGCCUUCAUGCUAAAUCUAAAAAUAGUUCAGAGAAACCACCAAGCACCACUGUAGCUCAGUAUGCUGCAGCCGAAUCAUCCAUGCCUCCCGCUGGAAGCAGGCCUAGUUCCCAGGAUGAGCUCUACUCUCUUCUACAGCCAGUGAAAACGUAAUAAUGUAUGAUAUUUAAUGAUUUAUAAUAUUCAUAAUAUAAAACACAUGUGUAUAUAUUUGUAUAUAAAAAUAUAAAUUUUAACAUUUCUGUACUUCUAUUUGUGGGAAUUCAUAGAUUUAAACUCUUUAGUUGCGUAUUCUGAUUCGUAUCAAAUGCAGAGUAAUGAACAUGA
Pimephales promelas (fathead minnow) is the source of this 901-nucleotide messenger RNA. Lineage: Eukaryota; Metazoa; Chordata; Actinopteri; Cypriniformes; Leuciscidae. The record is from RefSeq and is a predicted model, not a curated record.